This is a messenger RNA of Sardina pilchardus (European sardine), 1763 nucleotides long. It is a transcript of the gene depdc4, whose product is annotated as DEP domain containing 4. Gene Ontology annotation, biological process: intracellular signal transduction. NCBI's taxonomy places the organism in Eukaryota, Metazoa, Chordata, Actinopteri, Clupeiformes, Clupeidae. Bases 24 to 1655 code for a protein of 543 amino acids. The record is from RefSeq and is a predicted model, not a curated record. The transcript is spliced from 10 exons.
GGGGCAGUACUUCCUGUCUCAGGAUGGCGGUUGAUUUGACUCCCAGAUUUAGAAGAUUGAACAGUGAAACCAGGAGUUUUCGCUUAAAUGGUCAAUCGCUGGGUUCUUCGGGCCCUUUUCGGGCUACGCAGUUGUGGCGUAAUAUCAUCCAGGCUCUCCAGACUCAAGUGGAGGUUCGUCGCCGACGGCAGCACCUGCGCGUGCAUAGUGAAUGUUUCACGGGCGCAGACGCAGUGGAUGUGGUUCUGAGUCAUCUCAUGCAGAACAUUCUAUUUUGCUCCAGCGAGGUGUCACGCUUGAAAGCGACUCGUCUGUGUCAAGCCUUGAUGGACUCCAGGGUGUUUGAACCAGUGGGAACAAAGCUCUUCCGCCGGGAGAAGGAAAGCGCGUUUGAGGACAGUAGCCACAGUUUGUACAGAUUUGUGGACUGCAACGCAUUGCCUGGAUCUGGAAAACGUGGAGCUGACUCCGAGAACUGGAGCCCAAGUGAACAUGGGGGCAAAAAGAAGAGAGGGUCCAGGUUGGAGGAGUUGAGGACCAUAUCAAACCCCCUAGCCAUGGGAUCCUCUGACCGCAGGGUGGAGAGACUACUGGAGACCAUCAACCUCCACCCAACCAUGCCCUCCUCCCAGAAGCAAGCUCCAUCCACAAACUUCCUCUCCAAGAAAUUGGUGGAGGAGGUGUGGAGGCAGCAGACUCUGCUUCAGCUGCUCCAGAUCAUUGACCUGCCCGUCCUCGACUGCAUCCUCGCCUCGCCCGUCAGAACCGAGCCGCCUCACUCCACCGCGCUGCGUAACCAUAACGACCUGGUCAUUUCCAACACCUGCGUGGAGAGGGAGGUGACGCAGAGCCUCAACCUGCCUGAAACGGACUGCUGGCUGGCUGCCGCCGCAGACUGCCUGGAGCUGUUCCCAGAUCAGCUGAUCGUGGUGGUGGGAGAGCAGCUGGCUCAACAGGAGACCAGAACGUCUGAUGUGGAGGAGAGGCUGGCCAAUCAGAAGAGACUGCUGUUCGACACCAUCUCAAAGUACUACAGCUGUCAGGAGAGGCAACCCCUGCUCUCAGGCCGCUACCUCGACAUCCACAUUGGAAUUCUACAGCUACUGGACUGUGGGCGGAAGGAGGAGGCUCUGCGGGCCAGUCAGCUGUGCAUGCGCAUGCUGUCCUCCAGCUGCAGGGAUGAGCUGCGCAGGCUCCUGGCCUUCUUAUGCGCAGCAGCGGACCCCGCAGCCUGCCGUCUGCAGAAACAGGCAGAGAAUGGUCCGUUGGUGUGUAAGACGUUCCUGAGGGCUGUCCUCCAGAGCAAAGACAUGACGCGCGCUCAGAGUGAACAGCUGCUGCUCUUCCUCAUGGACAACUACACACAGCUCUUUAAGACACCCAUAUCCCUGGUUGAGUCUGUGAGAAAAGCACUGCAGAGCCUGCAGCAAGGAAGUGAUCCAGUCAACGCUCCCAUGUUCAGGUUCUGCCAGCAGGUGUCACUGCAGGAGUACGAGAGCCAGCGGGCGCAGGCCACCAUGGAGGGCCUGAAGCAGCUCAUUCUGCACAUCUCCAACAGCACUACGCUCUCCGUGAAGGAGAAGAAGCGCCUGGUCAAGGACUUCCAGAAGCACCACCCCGGGGCCUUUCUCCAGCACUUCUCCUCCACCUUCUAGUCAGUGGGUAAAUGGUGCCUUUAUUGAAGUCCCUUCAUCGGGUGACUGGAAUGGAAUUAUGCAUUUGUUUGGUAACUCUAUUUUAUUUUGAGCCAGUUAACGGUACUU